UGUCGUUUGACGUCACGUGAGUUUCAGAUCACACAUGGAAUGCUUCGCGGCUUCGAUCCUCGUUGUUGUAACUGUUGCAGCAUUAGCCGCUAUUACUCAUGUAUGGCUGGAGUCUAAAUCCUACGUCUUCGAAGCACAAGACAUCGUGGCAAUCACCGAGAAGGCAGUAUCGAGAGGCUAUGGCCACAAGGAGACAUUCCAAGAAGUCGAGCAAGAGCUUCGUGCCCGUUAUGGCGGUCGAAUUCUACCCAAUCCAGAGUGGCUCUUCAUCAAUUGUGGAGGAUGGAUGGGCGGAAUGUAUAUCUUGCACUCAAGUCUGACCGAGUAUGUGUUAUUCUUUGGGACAGCCAUAGGCUCAUCUGGACACUCGGGACGUUACUGGGCUAACAUCUCGGACACAGUAAUUGAAGGUGAGUACACAAGGUGGCCUGAAGGCACUACUGAUGCCAUCAAGUUCGAAACGGGGGAUACAAUAUACCACGUGCCGGGCGAAGUAGCUGCAGUCCAUUGGAGUCCCAAAACUUGGAUGGUGGAGUAUGGACGAGGAUUCGUGCCCUCCACGUUGGUAUUUGCAUUAGCAGACACACUGUUUUCAACCACUGAUUUUGUCAAUUUGUACAAGAUCAUCAAAGUGUACACCAUCGGAAUUAUGCAUGAGUUUUCAAACAACAUUUUUGGAGUCUGA
Messenger RNA from Corticium candelabrum, 685 nucleotides. RefSeq names its product sigma non-opioid intracellular receptor 1-like. NCBI's taxonomy places the organism in Eukaryota, Metazoa, Porifera, Homoscleromorpha, Homosclerophorida, Plakinidae. The transcript is spliced from 3 exons. The coding region runs from base 35 to 685 and encodes 216 amino acids. Gene Ontology annotation, cellular component: endoplasmic reticulum. The record is from RefSeq and is a predicted model, not a curated record.